CAGAACCCAACUCAAAUCCGCUGAAACGACAGAGUCUCACUUUCUCAGCAUAGCACUGUUCACUUUCAUGAUUUAUUACUCUCUGGUCUUUAUAGUAGUUGCCCAGAUUCCGUACCAAAAGAAUUCUCCUUGUACAAGCUCAGCUUAGACAAUUCAGUGGUGAAUUUGAAGUUCCAAAAUGGGGAUGUUCUAAAUGUUUAAAUGAGCAUUGUUUUUCAAUAAUGGAUUCAAAAGCAUUGGCAAAAUCAAAGAGAGCUCACUCAUUACACCAUAGCAAAAAGCAGUUUCAUUCUGGUCAAAAAGCAAAAGUUAAAGCCCCAACUGGAGGUGCUACUGAUGCUGCAAGUGGAAAUAAGGCGGUAGGGAAGCAAACUAGGGAGAAAGCUCGACAGUCUGGGCUCCCUUCGAAUUGUGAUCGUUAUGAGGAAGAAUUUGAUUCAGGUUCUGGAGAUCCUUUAGGAGAUAGUAUAAAUAACGCUUCUGAUAUUAUUUUGCCUAAGAGUAAAGGUGCAGACUAUCGUCACCUGAUUGCUGAAGCUCAAUCUCAGUGCCAGUCAGGUUCUUACUUGGAUAUGUUUCCUUCAUUGGAGGACAUUUUGCCUGCAGACUUCAAACUCGGAGUGGGGCCAAUGCUUUCUGUCAGGGGAGAGGGCAUUCUAUCAUGGACUGGGGAUGAUAAUUUUGUUGUGGAGGAUGAAUCAGCUGUGAGCCCUGAGGCACAUUUUCUCUCCCUGAAUUUGAGUGCUCUUGCCGAACAACUACUGAAAGUAGACAUUUCAGAGAGGCUCUUCAUGGAAGCAGACAUAUUACCACCAGAGCUGUCUGGCCAUGGAGCAAAGGCAACCAGUAGCCUGGAAUCAGAACAAAAGCAAACAAGUGAAAUGAAAGUAAAUUCAACAGUCUCUGAAGAAUUGAUAUUAAAAGAUUUAUCCGAGAAGAAUGAGUUUGCAAAACAGAGCUCUGAGGUUAUGUCAUCAGAAUCUAUUCUUACUGGCCAAUCAGACCCCAUUUCACUUAAUCAAGAAUUUGAUAUGAUAAAUAAAACUGAGGGUGACUUCAGUGCAAGUCGACACAGCAGCUCCUGUGAAAACAGAGCUAUGGAGUCCCCAGCAGAAAUCAGUGGGAGUUCUAUCGCAGACCCCAAGAAGAAACCAUAUAUGUUCGAGGCAACAGCUGCUGAGGCAGAACUUGAUAUGCUUCUCGAUUCAUUUAAUGAGACCAAGUUUCUCGAUUCUUCUGGCUUUACGUCUGCUGCUUUUCCCUUGUCCAAAAAAGAGGCUCCUAGAGCUCUGCCACAACUCAUAAGAAACACCCCGAGUUCUUCUAAAACAUCCAUUUCUGCCACACUGGAUGAUGCACUUGAUGACUUACUCGAGCAAACAUCCAAUUUGUCGAACCAAAACAAUUCAUACCAGUCGGUGAAGGUGACAGCUACUUCAAACGAAAUGCAAUCUUCUUCUUCCUCUCGGUCUGUAACAAAAUCUAAAGUUUUGGAUGAUUUUGAUUCAUGGUUAGAUACACUUUGAUUACUGUAAAAGCUAAAACACCUGACCAAUGUAUCCUUUUUUGUUGUGCUUUAAACAAUACUAGAAUCUAUACUUUCUUUUUCUGUUA
Ricinus communis (castor bean) is the source of this 1614-nucleotide messenger RNA. Its product is annotated as protein ECERIFERUM 16. The transcript is spliced from 5 exons. NCBI's taxonomy places the organism in Eukaryota, Viridiplantae, Streptophyta, Magnoliopsida, Malpighiales, Euphorbiaceae. The record is from RefSeq and is a predicted model, not a curated record. The coding region runs from base 222 to 1526 and encodes 434 amino acids.